AUGGAGGUCAGAUACAACCAAGAGCCUGAACCAGGGAUGGGGCUGAAGAACGGCAUAAAGGAUGGGAAAGACGGCAAGGAUUCCCAGGGAAACCUUUCCAAAACCUUCCUAAAGGAUCAGCAGGAGUCCUUUUCGCCAUCUGGGACGGUGGAAAGCUGUGAGAAAAACCGGGGGAGCACGGGGGACCCGGACUACUGCCGGAGAAUACUUGUCCGAGAUGCAAAAGGGUCUAUCCGAGAGAUCAUUCUGCCAAAGGGACUGGAUUUGGACCGUCCCAAACGAACCCGGACCUCUUUCACUGCAGAGCAACUCUAUCGUCUGGAGAUGGAGUUCCAGAGGUGCCAGUAUGUGGUUGGGAGGGAACGAACAGAACUGGCCCGCCAGCUAAAUCUAUCUGAAACGCAGGUUAAAGUUUGGUUCCAGAACCGACGCACAAAGCAGAAGAAGGACCAGGGCAAAGAUUCAGAGCUGCGCUCGGUGGUGUCAGAGACGGCGGCCACCUGCAGUGUAUUGAGACUUCUGGAGCAGGGCCGGCUCCUCACGCCACCAGGCCUGCCGGGGCUCCUGCAGCACUGUGGCAACGGCACCCUGGGUGCCGCCCUGCGAGGACCCUCCAUGGGCAUGGUCAGCAACGGAAGCAGCAGCAGCAGCAGUGGUGCCAGCUCAGGGACAGCCGGCGGCAGUCCCCCUCUACCUAUAGUGACGAGCUCAGGGACGGUGGCAGGCCUCCAGAACUCCCCAUCAGCUCACGGCCUGUUCAGCUUCCCCAUGCCCUCUCUGCUUGGCAGCGUGGCCACCCGCAUGUCCUCCAACCCGCUCUCCAUGGCCGGCUCCCUGGCCGGGAACCUGCAGGAACUGUCUGCCCGCUAUCUGAGCUCUUCUGCUUUUGAACCUUACUCACGGACCAAUGGGAAGGAGAGUGUGGACAAAAACGUUUUGGAAUGA
This is a messenger RNA of Salvelinus namaycush (lake trout), 945 nucleotides long. RefSeq names its product ventral anterior homeobox 1 (gene vax1). The transcript is spliced from 3 exons. Gene Ontology annotation, biological process: brain development; central nervous system development; neuron differentiation. Gene Ontology annotation, molecular function: DNA-binding transcription factor activity, RNA polymerase II-specific; DNA binding. NCBI's taxonomy places the organism in Eukaryota, Metazoa, Chordata, Actinopteri, Salmoniformes, Salmonidae. The record is from RefSeq and is a predicted model, not a curated record. The coding region runs from base 1 to 945 and encodes 314 amino acids.